AUGGCCUUGCUCCAGAAGUACGGCAUUAUGCCUGGGUAUAUUGCCAAUUACCACGCUCAAGCCAAUCCAGUAGAACGCGUACACUAUGUCAUCAAAACUAUUUUAACUUCUUACGUUGCGGACAAUCAUCGGUCAUGGAAUAAAUACCUCGCUCACGUAGGCUGUGCUAUAAGAUCCUCACGUCAUGAAACUACCAAAUUGACCCCUAAUUUCGUAAUGUUUGGUAUAGAAAUUCAGCUAUCCGGUGCUGACCACCAUCCUCUAACUAAUCUAACUGAAGAACUGGACACCUCAGAGUAUGAUGUGCAACUCAGUUCGGAAGCCCUUAAAGUUUUCAAAGAUGUUUCCAAGAGGCUCAAAGAAGCCUAUGAGCGCUCCGUUGAGUCCUCUACAAUCGAGGCAACCUCCCUCGGCCAAACCUCUUUCGGGGUCCCUCGUCGAGGCAGUCCUACCUCGCCAUUCAGCGACAGACUACGGACACUCCGUAGCUCGAUUGCAUAUGACAAGGUUACCAACCAACACCAUCCGGUGGUGUCCGAGAUUGGCAAACCGCAACAUAGCGUUCAACGUGAGAGUAGAACUCCAUGGAUGACACCUUCUGCCAUCAAUGUCCCACGUUCCGACGCCGUGGAGCAGGAAUCCUGUCGAGGAGAGAUUAGUAUACGGCAUGGCGCCCAACGUGGGGCUCGAACUCUAAGCGAGGCACAUUCCGGUGUCAUAGAGCAUGAAGCCGCCGACAGCGACCAACGUGGUCUCAACGGAGCCGAUGCCAUCGGACAGAGUCUUCGUCGGAGGUGGUCAGCCUCGGACGGUAUCUAUCGUCCACAAAGACUGGAUCACUCCAAGAAAAACGGAGGUAUAUUGGCCACCUAUAAGCAGCAAAGCCAAUUUAACAAAGCCAUUAAAAAGGGGGAAAAAGUUGAUCCUGAAACGUGGAAAUUGUAUAAUGUGGCACGGUGUUUUUAUUCCAGCGAUGAUUUUGAAAAAAUUUGUGGCAAAUUAAAGGAGUGUGAAAUCACCUCAGAUAUUCAGAGUGAUGUAGAUGAUAACGCAACCUCAGUACGAGUUAGAAACCGUAUUCCCAAUAGAAAAUACAUUGAAGUUGCUUCUGACGAAGACGAUAAUAUUAGUGAAAGUCAACUCAUACGUCCUCCAAGAAUUGCAAGAAAGCUAGAUAACCCCAGUCCGUGCACAUCUAGGUCUUCAUCUUCUAUUUUGACGUCCCAAACAAUUAAGGAAAAUUUAUGUCCGGGUAACAAAAAUAUAUUAUUUCAUAGAACAGGAGAUACUACUUUAUCAACCGAUAAGGAAAAUAUAGAAAAAUUGAUUCAGUUGCAAGAAAGAAAUAUUGAGUUGUUGAUGCAUAUUAAAGAACAAAAUAAACAGAUAUUAGCAACAAUUUCAAAGCAGGAAAAGACAAGGGAAAAGUCAAGUUUACCGGAUCUACCAGUUAAAUUUCCUGUAGAUACAAAUAAUAAUUUGAAAAUUUUGGAUGAGAUACUUAGAGAAAAUACUGAAAUUGCUGAUUGCUUGUGUUCCUAUUUAUCAAGUCUUGGAGGAAAAGAUGCUACUAAUAGAACAAACAGAAUCCUCAAGUACAUUUUAAGUGACGAAGUUGCAAAAAAUUACAAUUUUUAUGGGAAAAGGACAGAGAAGGAAGCUUUUUGUCACUUAACUUUAUGCAGCAUUAUUGUUCAAUCUGUUAAAAUAUCACAUUCAGGGACCUCGGAUAAAGAUGUCGAAGACAUAAUAAAAGUUUGGUUGAAACAUGCUCCAGAACGAAUCAGAAAUUGUGAAAGGCGGCUAAAUAAACAUGCAUCGCAAACCUAAAGAAAUUGUUGGAAAACGACAGUUUUAUAGAAGAGUUUCUGCUAGUGUUCAUAAUGCAUUACAGAAUACUACUCAAAAAAAAAAUAAUUUCCUCGGAUUUAAUAACAAUGUUCUUGAUAGGUCCUCUACAAUUAUUUUUAAUAACACUUCAUGUGAAAGUAAUGGUUCCAGUUGUGUUAACCCAUCUGUUGAAAAUGCAAUCUUCAAUUUAAAUGAAAUUAAUUAUGAUUUGGAUGUCAAUGACCAUAAUUAUAAAAUAAUGCACAAUAACGUAUUCAGAAAUACUGAUAAUCCAGUAAUGGAAUCAAUUAGAACUGUACAAAAUUUUAACACAACUGAAAAUCUACUGAAAAGUAAUUUUGUAAAUAUAAAUGAAGAGCUCAGAUCUUGGACUAUUAAGUACAAAAUAAGUCAUACAGCAUUGACCGAUCUUUUAUAUAGACUUUCUGUAAUACAUCCAGAGUUGCCUUUGGAUUCCAGAACAUUAAUGAAUACUCCACGAAAAACAAUUGUAAAUCAAAUUAAUACAGGACAAUAUUGCUAUUUCGGUAUAGCAAAUGGUUUAAAUAAAAUCUUAAAAGUAAUGCCAUCAAAAAAUGUGUUUUUAGAAAAUGUUAAAAUUAGUCUUAGUUUUAAUAUAGAUGGACUUCCCCUAUUCCAUAGCUCUAAUAUUCAGUUCUGGCCCAUUUUAGGUUUAGUAAAAAAUUUCAAAAAUACUCCUUUUGUAAUUUCAUUGUUUUGUGGUAAAUCUAAACCGCAUCCACUUGAUAAUUUUUUGGGAGAUUUUGUAUCUGAAUUAAACCUUUUAAUGAAAGAAGGUUUAAAAUUCGCUAAUAGAAUUUACCAUAUAGAUAUUCACAGUAUUGUUUGUGAUGCCCCUGCAAAGGCUUUCAUUAAAUGUAUUAAAUCACAUGGUGGUUAUUCUAGUUGUGACAAAUGUACUGAACCGGGAGAAUAUUAUAAUGGUAGAGUUAUAUUAAAAAACACAACAGCCCCUAAACGAACAGAUAAAUCAUUUAUACUUCAGUUAGAUGAAGAGCAUCAUCUUGGUGUUUCACCAUUAACUAAAUUAAAUGUGGGAUUAGUAACUACUGUCCCUAUUGAUUAUAUGCAUGCGUGUUGUUUGGGAGUGUGCCGAAAAUUAUUAAACUUCUGGAUAGGAGGAAAUUUAAAAACACGUUUACCAAAUCGUAUAGUAAAAAUAAUAUCUGAACGUUUAAUAUCAUUAAAAUCUCGCAUUCCAUCUGAAUUCAACAGAAAGCCACGAUCAUUGGAUGAAUUGCCAAGAUGGAAAGCAACUGAGCUUAGAAAUUUUUUAUUGUAUUUUGGACCAAUUGUAUUGAAAGGUUUGGUCGAUCUAGCUGUAUAUGAACAUUUCCUCCUGUUCCAUUCUGCAAUAACAAUUCUGAUCUCUGAUAAACAUAUUUCAAAAUUUGGUUGUGAGUACCCCAAUGAACUGUUACGUAUUUUUAUAGUUCAUUCUGAAAAAUUGUAUGGAAAGCAGUUUCUAAUAUAUAAUGUUCAUAUAUUGUGUCACCUAGCUGAAGACGUUAAAAAAUAUGGGCCAUUAGAUACAUUUUCUGCUUUUCCUUUUGAAAAUUUCCUAGGAUUUUUAAAAAAACUAAUAAAAUCACCGACGCAACCUUUACAACAAAUUCAUCGUAGACUAGAGGAAGGAGAUAAUUUUAUUAAAAAGAAUUUUGAAGAGCCACAGUUGACGCAUCUCUUACAACAUAAUUCUGGUCCAACUCUAAUUUAUACUUCUAGCAAACAAUUCAAAAAAGUGAAAUGUAUAGACUUCAGCAUGUGUACCAAAUUUCAGUCUAAUGCUGAUUCUUAUUGUUUGAUAAAAGGUGGCAUUAUUUUUGAGAUCCAUAAUAUUAUUUUAUAUGAAGAAAAUACAUUUUUGAUAGGCAAACAGUUUGUAGAAAAACUUCCCUUCUAUAACUAUCCACUUAGUUCAACUGAAUUAGGCAUUUUUAUUGUAAAUAAUUUGUCAGAACAAUAUUUUUCAUGCUCAAUUAAAGAUGUAGUUUGUAAGUGCUUAAUACUUCCUCUUAAUGAUAAUCUCAUAUGUUUUCCAAUAAUUCAUACUUUACAGAAAAUAUGUAAGUAACCUGAAAAGGUUUAAUUAGUACAUAUUUAUAUGUAGAGAUUUAUUUCUAUAGUACAUAUACUUUGUUUUAAUGUAGUUUAGUUUUAAAUUCAGCAUUAUUGUCAAUAUUUUCUUAAAAUUUACAUUCACCAAUAUUAUUGAUAAUAUUUAUUUGCUAUAUUCACGGUUAACAUUAAUGUUAAGUUGAAAUUAAAAGUUACGUUGUAUAUGUAUAGGGUGUCCAGGUUUUACUGGGGAUUUAAUAGGCGAUAAAACUCAUAAAAUUCAUAUAAAUUAUUUGUUUUUAAAGCUAUGUUUUUGAGGUAUAGGGUGUUACAGUUACAAAAAACUUAUAUUCAAAUAUCUGAAAAACUACUUGACUGAUAAAAUUUUGCACCUUUUUAGUAAUAAGUAAGUAAUUCGCUGCAAUUAGAUUUAAUUUAAUUUUUCCAGGGGCAGUGUUAGAGCAUUCUAACUAGAUAUUUUAAAGACAAAUUUGGGCACGCCAGUGCUUUUUGUGUAUGAUUAAAUUAUAUUUAGAUGGAGUAAUUAAAAAUAUUUUUUUGUCUUGCAUGUUUUGUUUAUCUUGCUUACAUUUCGAGAAAAAUAAAUAAAUGUGUUUAUUAUAUUCAUUUUUCUAGGAGCUGACGGAUAAACGAAUCUUACUUAAAAAAAAAAAAUAAGUAAAAUAGACGAAUGAAUUGUAUAUUUAAUUAUUCGAUCCUAGAAAUAAUACCAAACUUAUAAUAAAAUAGUGGAGUGCUCAAAUUUUUAUUAAUUGUAAUAUAAUAGUUAAGAUGCCCCAGCGCCGCCCCUAGAAUAAUUAAAUUAAAUCUUAGUACAUCAAAUUAAGUCCCUAUUACUAUUAACACGUGCCCAAGUUUUAUCAAGAUAAUCGGCCAAGUAGUUUUUGACAUAUUUGAAAGAAAUAUUAUUUUUUAUUAACUAUAACAACCUGUAUCUCCAAAAUAAAGUUUUAAAAAAUAUAUGUUCUCCUAUUUUUCUAUUCUAUUUUUGCAUCAUCUAUUAAAUUUUCCCGAUUAAAAGUGGAGACCCUGUCAGUUAGAAUGUUAGCUUUAAAAAAAAAUUAAAGUUUUUUUUCAA
Molecule: messenger RNA, 5029 nt
Organism: Anoplophora glabripennis (Asian longhorned beetle)
Lineage: Eukaryota; Metazoa; Arthropoda; Insecta; Coleoptera; Cerambycidae
Exons: 9
Coding region: 1-1830 (609 amino acids)
Molecular function (GO): nucleic acid binding
Source: RefSeq, a predicted model, not a curated record